GCGGCGGGCGCCGCACUCGCUGAGGCCCGACGCAGGGCCGGGCGCGCCCAGGGCCGGAGCGCAGCGGCCGCAGGGGCCGCCGAGGGAGCCGAGGCCGCGCGCGCGACGAGCAGGUGGCGGCGGCUGCAGGACGGCUGUUCUCAGUGAAGGGCCGUGCACACGCUCCUGAGCAGCGACCAUGGGCCUGCUCGCCUACCUGAAGACCCAGUUUGUUGUGCACCUGCUCAUCGGGUUCGUCUUCGUGGUCAGCGGGCUGCUCAUCAACUUCGUCCAGCUAUGCACGCUCGUCCUCUGGCCCAUCAACAAGCAGCUGUACCGCCGCCUCAACUGCUGCCUCGCCUACUCGCUGUGGAGCCAGCUGGUUAUGCUUCUGGAGUGGUGGUCCGGUACCGAGUGCACCCUGUUCACCGACCAGGCCACGGUGGACCGCUUCGGCAAGGAGCACGUGGUCAUCAUCCUCAACCACAACUUCGAAAUUGAUUUCCUCUGUGGGUGGACCAUGUCCGAGCGGUUUGGCAUGCUGGGGAGUUCCAAAGUCCUCGCAAAGAGGGAGCUGCUGUACGUGCCCCUCAUCGGCUGGACGUGGUACUUCCUGGAGAUUGUGUUCUGCAAGCGGAAAUGGGAGGAGGACCGGGACACCGUCAUCCAGGGGCUGAAGCGCCUGUCCGACUACCCCGAGUACAUGUGGUUCCUCCUGUACUGUGAGGGCACGCGCUUCACGGAGAAGAAACACCGCGUCAGCAUGGAGGUGGCCGUCUCCAAGGGGCUGCCCGUCCUCAAGUACCACCUGCUGCCUCGUACCAAGGGCUUCACCACGGCGGUCCAGUGCCUCCGAGGGACAGUUGCAGCCGUCUACGAUGUCACACUGAAUUUCCGUGGAAACAAGAACCCAUCUUUGCUGGGAAUCCUCUAUGGGAAGAAGUAUGAGGCGGACAUGUGUGUGAGGAGAUUUCCUCUGGAAGAGAUCCCACUGGAUGAAAAGGAAGCGGCUCAGUGGCUUCAUAAACUGUACCAGGAGAAGGACGCCCUACAGGAGAUGUACAACCAGAAGGGCGUGUUCCCGGGGGAGCAGUUCAAACCCCCCAGGAGGCCGUGGACGCUCCUGAACUUCCUGUCCUGGGCCACGGUCCUCCUGUCUCCUCUCUUCAGUUGUGUCUUGGGCGUCUUUGCAAGUGGCUCUCCCCUUCUGAUCCUGACGUUCCUGGGGUUUGUCGGGGCAGCUUCCUUUGGAGUCCGCCGGCUAAUAGGAGUAACUGAGAUAGAAAAAGGCUCUAGCUACGGAAACCAAGAAUUUAAGAAAAAGGAAUAAUUACUGGCUGUGAUUGCACAUACAGAACCUGACGGUGGUAUCCAAUUAACUCAAUUAAAAGCAGAACAACACACACAGAUCAAAAAAAAAAAAAAGACCCUUAGAAACUAUUUUUCUUAUUAACUGGUGACUAAUACUGACCAGUAAACCUUGAGCCAAGAGUGAAGCUGGCGGAGGCCCGCGGAGGAGGAGUCCAGCCGCACCCCUGCGCGGGGGGCGAGAGCCAGCUGCGGGGCCGGGCACUGGGGCGGCGACAGUGCGGGGUGGGGGGGCCACUCCUGAGCCACGGGUCCCACCCCAAUGUCAUCUCCAGAGAAUUCUGGCUGCCAGAGGGAGCCUUCGGAUGCUUUCUCUUCUUAAACUUAGAUCCCAGUUUUGGUUUUUAUCGGUUAUUUCGGGACCUCAUCCUGGCCCUUCGCCUCCUCCUGCCCUCGCCCCUGCCCUCCCGGCAAUGGGGACACGUGCGUCCCAGGCCCCCAAGCGCUCGCCUGUCCCGCCCAGCCCGGCACCGGCCCUUCACUUCCAGCGGUGGGGUGGGUGCGCAGAGCGUCCCUGGGGUGAGGAGCCCUCGCCGAGAGUCCGAUGUGCGGGGAGCCGCAGCGCAGCCAGGCGCACCCGUCGCACGUUCCGACCACCUGGCCCCGUGUGUCAGUACCUCGCAUCUGUUUCUGUAGUGGAGGCGCCCCCCCAGCCCCCCGAAGCCUUCUGUCCCCGUCUCCUCCUGGCCACCAGGGGGCCGCCCUCCACGGGGCCGCACCCCUGCACCCGGUGCCAGGGGAGGGCUGCCCUGCAGCCCACGGGGCUCUUGGAUGCUCCUUAAAGGAUCGCCGCCGUCAGGCCUCCCUCCUGGAGGUGCUUGCAGACCGUCCGCUCGGAGCUCGUUGGCGUCUAGAGGUUUUGCUUCUGCAGUUGGUCCGUGGAGGGCUCUCAGCUCCCCGGUGGGCAGGAGAGGUGGUGAGCCUCUCGGGUUGUGCCGCCCUCUUUCCCAAGUGGGUGCCAGGGCCCGGGGUGGGGGGCAGGCGGGCGUCCCCCCGGGUGCCCUGGGGCACUGCUCCCCGCAGCUCCCCCCACCAGGGGGUGUCUCUCCGCAUCCUGACUUGGACCACAGCCCCCGGGGGAGCUGCAUGUUCUGCGGAUGGAGGCGUGGGGCUGGGGCCACCCGGCAGGUGGCAGGAGGGCCCUGGGGGCCUGGGGCGCAGCUUGCCCGCCUGCGCUGGACUUCCUCCUAAGACUGCCCGUGUGCUGUUUGCCCGUCACACUCCGCGCGGCCUGCUCAGCGAGGGGGGAAACGCGGGUGUUGGGGUGUCAGCUCUGGUGCCCGGGGCCCACAUUCCAGAGAGAGGCAGCUUGAAUUUUCCAGGAAAAGAAAUGGAGGGAAGAGGCAUGGGAAGAAGAUAAGCUAAAUUAGACAAAUAACUAUGCAUCAGCCCUAAGUCUGUAUUUUGGGAGAAUUUCUUGAGAGAGCACCCACUCUUUAGAAGGGGGACCCUGCGGGAUUCCGGUGGUUGCCGUGGGGAAGGGCGCGGGCACGGCGAAGGGUGAAGGUGACGGUCCCUGUGAGACUCGGGGCUGAGGCAGCCCCCCAGCUCAGAGCCUGCAGGCAGGGAAUCACUGCCUGGGGCUCCCCGCCCCCCCCGGCCACUGGGCUCUGCCCCCCGUGUGCGUGUCACUCACUAACUUCUGGGACAUCCCGUGGCCGCCACAGGGCACAGCCGUGCACCUGCAUUCCCUACCAGCCGUAGACGUAGGUCCCACCGGUAGCGCCCAGCUCUCAUUGCCGGGAUCCGUGCUGUCCCCCCCAAAGCCAGUGUGCCGGGGAGCCCAGCCGGAGCCGCCCAGCGAACCGCGGACGCCCGGGCCAGCGCAGGUCUCAGUCUCAGUGAUCCCCUUCUGAUCUAACAGAUGAGCUUGUGCACUUGAUGCCAAGACUUUGAGAGCAAUAAAAACUACACCAUGAAUGUUUGGGGUUUUUUUUUUUUUUGUUUUUUGUGUUUUGUUUUUUUUUUUUUUUUUUUUUGGUUUAUGGAGGGGGUGGAGUUGCUUUUCAUCCACUUCAGGAGGAAAAGGGAGAGGGAAUUCCUUUAACUUUUAAAAUGAAUAAAUCAGGAUAGUGGUUUUCUUUUCUCUUUACACCCCACAACUGAGCUUCAUGUGUUGCUGAUGUCAGUCACGUCCAAACAAAGGCCAGACACUUGGACCGUCGGGUGGUUGGGGUGCACUUGGGCCCCGCGCCCUGGGCACCCCCCGUGGGUACCCCACGGGCUGAGCUCUGAGCUUGCGGUCAGCACAGGCCCGUGCACGGCGAGUGGAGCUGGGGUGGCGGUCACCGCCGCUGCGUCCAGCCAAGGAGAGGACUGACUGACUCCCCGGUGAGGCUGGGGGGUUCCAGGGCCUUCUCAGGCGCCUGUGGCUUCACCACGGCUUUGUGGCAGCUGCGUGACCCGGGGACUCUGCGGUAUAGUGUGGGCGACCGUCCCCACUGCGAGCAGCUGAGGCGGCGUUGGGGGAGGGCCGAGCAGGUGGGAAGGGAAGCAUGUCCCCGUUGGCCAUAGUCCAGAGCAGGAAGGGAGCCUGGCCAUGCUGCGCUUGGUGGCGGCACGCCCGGUGCGUGGUCCUCCAGAAGGCGAGUCUAGUUGAAGAGAUGACUUCAACAUCCAGCCCCCUGAGCAGCAGCAUGAAGCAGUGUCCACAGCACCGUGUCCUACACGAGGCCGCAGCGGUGCCCGAUGGAUCUGGAAUUUCCGCGUGCCCGUCCCUCCUGCCCCCCCGACCCCAGGGCACGCGGAGCUCCCCUCCCCCUCGUUUGCUUACUGAGCAUUGAAGUCCAUCAGCUCGGGAGGCGUCUGCAGUCCGGCCGCGCCCACGUGGCUGCCGCUGGGGGUCAGAUCCGGGGUGAGGAAGUCGCGCUCUGCAUGUCGCCUUGUCUCUGCUGAGACCCUGCUAGGACAAGCCCAGGAGAACCUUUCCAGCCCGCUGAUUUUUCAGCUGAACUGUUCAACCUUGUGCGUCAACUCAUGCCUCUGGUUCCUCGCCGGUACCUGCAUGCUUUCCGCAGCGCGCCGUGCUCGGUGUUCAGCGGGGUGACGCGGCCUCGGACCCUCCGCAGUGUGACCGGGCCUGGGGCCGUGGCGGCGGGCCUCCCGUCUGGACGCAGCCCGUCCCCGGGCCGUCACCUGCCCCUUCCUGUAGCGAGCGAGCCCCUGCAGAAAAGCAAGCCUCUGCCAGCGCCCGGGCCCUGGGACCACUGGGGUCAUGCAGACACUCAGGCCCCAUGUUCUCGCCCAUCAGGGUCAGGGCACAAAGCCGCAGGGAUGGGUUCGGGGUAGAAGAUGUCACAGUGCGUUCUGCUCCACCGAGGGGUGGCCACACAUCCCGAGCAUCUGCCGCUGCCCGAUUCCGUGCUGUCACCGGAAAGGACCAGAGCAUUUUUAGGGCCCCUAGGACGUGGCCAGAGAAGCUGACCCGCAUAGUCUUUUCAAAGACCACUAAAUUGCUUAAAAUUUUUAAGCUCUGUAAUGACAAGCCCACCUGGAGCUUUCUUUCCUCAUAGACUUCUCAAUUUCUUAACUUUCUGUUGCAAAAGCCAAGGGACAAAGUGGAGCUGUGAACAAGACACUGAGAUGCACUGAGCCGUGUUACAUUAAACCAGUUACUGGAUGCAACGCAGAAAGGCAUCCGAUCCGCUUGUAUUUAUUGUCUCAGACCCGUAAGACUCGUACGUUGUGACAAUCAAAUGUGACUUGCCCAAACGCCGGGAAAUCCCACUGGCUUCUUAAUCGUAAAGACCGUCCGCAAGUACUGCAGCCGUAAACGGGCGUCUCUGUCCUUGGAGAACCACGCGGACCCCUGACACGACCCGUGUGACGGCCGCUGGGGUUCUUUUUCUAUUACGGAUGCUCUGUCCUACCUGACCGUUGGCCAGUUUCAAAGAGUGAUGAAUUACAUACAGGGUGCAAAUGUAUUAUACGGAUGUUUCCUUUUAUACACUUAAUUUUUACAAAUUUUGCUACUCACGAGCUUUAUGUAGUUGAGAAUAGCAGUAUUUUUGGCCUAUGGGAGCCUGUGGGGGUGGGUGGGGAUGGGUGGGGAUGGGCGAGCCACCUUAGGUUUUAAAUGCCUGUGUCCCAGACAUGCGGCCGUAUUUGCCGUGCUCUGUGGACAUCGCUUUGUACGUGGGCGUGCGUGAACUUCCUCAGCAGGGGCACACUCCAGGUCAGAUGCUGCAGGCACUGUGUGUGUUUAUUAACAUUGCUGCUGCCGUAGAGAAGGAGAAAAUGUCCUCAGCAUGAACGAGAGCCACCGUGUCCUCCUUCUGUCCCCUGGUGUCCAGCGUGCUCAGGUGCUCCCCGGGGGAGCAGGGGACCCCAGGCCGCCCACCCGCACGGACCACCCCGGGGUGACCGCUCUCUGGGAGGCUGUCCUGCUGGUUGCACUUUUCAGGCUUCUCCAUUUCACGUAAGAUGCUUUUGGAAGGGGAAAUCGGGACGGACGGUGACCACCUGGCAAGGGCAAAGGACAAGAUCAGCUGGUGCACAAAGUGCUAAGUGACCCUCUGCCUGCAGAUGGGUCUUAAAAGCCAUCAAGAACAAAAAGGUUUUCCAAAGUAGGCAUGUAUAUAUCAGAAAUUAUUUUUUUGUAACAACAAAUUCAUUCUGUGGAGAAAAAAUCAAGGACCACUUUUUCUUCUUUAUAAAGAAAAGAACUCUUGUUAGAACCAAGAGCUAUUCCAGGCUCUCAUUUGUCUGUCUUGUGAAAAUAAAUCGAGCUGAAAGAA
Nyctereutes procyonoides (raccoon dog) is the source of this 6083-nucleotide messenger RNA. RefSeq names its product 1-acylglycerol-3-phosphate O-acyltransferase 3 (gene AGPAT3). Gene Ontology annotation, cellular component: endomembrane system; endoplasmic reticulum. The transcript is spliced from 9 exons. The record is from RefSeq and is a predicted model, not a curated record. Gene Ontology annotation, molecular function: 1-acylglycerol-3-phosphate O-acyltransferase activity. Bases 179 to 1309 code for a protein of 376 amino acids. Lineage: Eukaryota; Metazoa; Chordata; Mammalia; Carnivora; Canidae.